Arachis ipaensis is the source of this 2305-nucleotide messenger RNA. The record is from RefSeq and is a predicted model, not a curated record. NCBI's taxonomy places the organism in Eukaryota, Viridiplantae, Streptophyta, Magnoliopsida, Fabales, Fabaceae.
AUGGCCAACCAUCUCAAGAAGCCAGCUUCGCUUCUUAGCGGUGCUGCUUCUGCUGUAACAACAACCGCUUCCGCGGCUGUUUCAGCCACUGUUUCUGGUGGUUUGCAGGCCGUAAGACAAGAUGUUGAUUCUCUUUUCAAUGUAGUGUCCAACAUUGUUAGGAGCUCAACCAACAUUGCUGACUCUCUUGACCUCAAGCAAGUGAAGUCCGUUGAUUUGGUAGAAGAUAACGUUCCCCAAUCUGCUCUCAAACCAUCUUACACUCUCCUUAAAGAGAUUGCCUGUCAGAUGACAUGUCAUUCAUUCAACACAUGGAACGCACAUGAGUCAGUGGUAGGGAUUCUUGAGAAGCUGAAGAGCUACACCUGGGAUGCUAAGGCAGUGAUAGCACUCUCCGCUUUCGCUUUGGACUAUGGAGAGACAUGGCGGCUGACACUGACGCAAGCGAGCAAGAAGGAGAACGCACUUGAGCUGCACGUGUUCAGGCUUGCACAAGAGGAGAAGAAGCUGAGCCAGUCGGAUUCAGAUCUCAUAAGCACUUUGGUUGACAGAACAUUGCAACUCAUAAAUGGUAUCAUCACUUUGGAGAAGCUCAUUGCCAACAAAUCAUACACUCCAAAGGACCUUCCAGCUCUCUUCAAAGCUCCUCGUGAUCUUUACACUUAUUGGAUUCUUCUCUCCCUUCUAGCUUGUGCCAAUCAAUUGUCUCAAUUGGAAUGGAACAUCAAAUCUGAAGUUGUUGCGAGGCUCAAAAUUGUUCUCACACAACUAAAUGCUGAUUUAGACGAAAUUAAACGCCAAAAAGAGGCAUUGGAAGAUUUAUCUUGGCGUUUUGAUGCCUUCAGAAUUCCUUCAGGAAUUGUCGAGCUUUUGAAAUCUCUUAUCUUUUCCAAAGAUGUUACUCAGCUUGAAAUUAUCAACAGUACUACUAAAGAGUUGGUUACUCUAGAUGAACUGAAAACAAAGAAUUUAUUUUUGUUCAUAUCUGGGCUUGACAACAUUGAAGAUGAGAUUUGGUCUCUAAAAGCCAUAUAUAAUUCAAUCAGCAAUGACAAAGACAAGAAGGAUUAUAAAAUUCUUUGGGUGCCUGUUGUGGAAAAUUGGACCAGUGAAGCCAAGGAAAAGUAUGAGCAUUUGAAGUCUUUGAUGCCAUGGUAUGUGGUGCAAUACUUCUCACUCAUCAAAGGUUACAAACCGUUGCAAGAAGAAUGGAAUUACACAGGUAAACCUAUUGUGGUGGCGGUUGAUGCUCGUGGAAAGGUUAUAAACAAGAACGCAUUGCACUUGAUCUUUGUGUGGGGCAUUUCAGCCUUCCCAUUUAGAAUUGAGGACGAGGAAAGAGUUUCCCAGCAUUGGAACUGGCUUUGGAUUGAAGCAUUUAAGAUUAAUGCUGAUAUUCAAAAAUGGGUGAGGCAAUACAAUGGGUACGUCUUCUUCUAUGGAGGUACAGACAUCACAUGGACUCAAAGGUUCGGCAAUCUUAUUGAAGCUAUGAAAAAGGACCCCAUCAUCAAACAAACAGAAUCAUACAUUGAACACUUCAACCUUGCAAAGGUUGACAUAACAAUUCAAACCAAGUUUUGGUUUAACAUAACCAACUCAUUCCUCAGCAAGACUCAAAAGGUUGACUUUAACCUAGACUCCACUCUCAAAGACAUUCAAACUCUUCUCUCCAUGAGAACCGAGAGGGGAUGGGCUCUUGUGAGCAAAGGCGAGAAUGUAAUCUUAAUUGACUUCAAUGAAGUGAUGAUGAGUGUGGUGGAAGGCUUCGAAAACUGGCGAACCAACAUAUCGAUGUCGAUAAGCUUCGACAUUGCUUUUAAGGACUACUAUGAUCAUGUUAGGAGAACUGUUCCUCGCCAUUGUCUCCAUUUUCAACUGGAGAACAUUCGCUCCGGCGUUCCUACCGCCUUCAAUUGCCCUGAUCCGACAUGUGGCCUGAAGAUGGAGAUUGAGUCUGUUAAGUACAAAUGUUGCCACGGCAUGCAUUAUGACGAACAUGCAACCGAAAAUGGUUCACUUGUUCCUAUAGCCACGGGUUCCUUGCAGACAACCAAUGAAUAUGUUAGCACCCCAAUCUCCAAGAAUAAAUUUACUUAACUAUAUGGGUUUUGGUAUAACUAAUCUUCCAAUAAAGUAGAUUAUGUGUUUGGAUUAUUAUGUUUUAUAUAUCAAUUAGAGUUUGUGCGAGUCUGUAAUGGCAUGCUAAGUCUUAGUGGCUUCAUGCAUGCCCCAUAAUUUGUACGCUUGUUAUGUAUUUGUAUUCAAUGAAAUAAAAGUUAGGUUGUGCACUGUUAAAAUCCUA